AUGACUCAGGGGUGGGUUCGGGCCAUCAGACCCAAACUUACACCCCUGAGUUCAUCGUCGAAGAAUCUCCCUGAGUUCAUCGUCGAAGACAUACUUUUAAGGCUUCCAGUCAAGUCUCUUCUAAGGUUCAGGUGUGUAUGCAAAUCCUGGUGUGCUCUUAUAACCGAUCCUACUUUCGUCAAAAUGCACCUCAACCGAUCCAUUGAGAAGGAUACCAACCGUAGCCUCAUUUUCAUAGGCUCCCCUUUCAAAUCUGUCGACUUAGAUGCUUGUGAAAUGCAAGCAGUAGAAGAACUCGAACUUCCGCCGCUGAAGCCGCCGAAGUAUUCAUACCAGGAAACCAAAAUUGGGGGUUCAUGCAACGGACUGCUCUGUAUAUAUAACUCUGUGGAAGACAUGUUCCUCUGGAAUCCUUCCACCAAAAGACAUCGAAAGCUACCCUUUUCACCUACAGAGUCUCUCGACCCAUAUGAAAAAUGCGAUUCCUUCAAUUUGGGAUUGGGUUACGACCCCACAUCCGACGAUUACAAACUGGUAAGGAUUGCGCAGUUUUCUGGUAGCCGUUUUAAGUCUUAUAGCAAUUCGGAGGUGAAGGUCUACUCACUUAGCAGCAACUCAUGGAGAAAUAUUCCGUACAUGGCCAAGCCCUUCUUUCUCAUCAACAAUCCCGGAUUUGGGGUUCUUGCAAAUUCUGCCCUUCAUUGGGUUGCAUUUCGAGAGACGGGACCUGAUCCCAUAGGCUCCAGUUUUAUCAUUUCCAUUGAUCUUCAAGACGAGAAGUAUCGAGAGGUGCUACUGCCUGACUGUAAGGUCACCCCUUUGACAUUUCUCGGGGUUCGAGGAGGACAACUCUGUGCGUUCUAUCAAUUUUUGGAUCGUGUUGAGGUUUGGGUGAUGAAGGAUUAUGGAAUGGGGGACUCUUGGGUGAAAGAGUUAUCAAUUGAACAAUCAGUGUUAAGGGAUGGUGAUGACAUCAAACCGGUAUACUAUUCAAAAAAUGGUGAACUAAUACUCGAGAUUGAUUUCAAUGCGUUGGUCCUGUAUGAUCCCAGUAGAGGGAGUGCUAGGAAACUAAGGAUUCGUGGUGCACACAGAAUAAUUGGAACAAAGAAUUGUGUUGGGAGUCUUGUUCCACUCUAUGCCAAUGGUGGAAUUGAACAAGCAGAAACGAAGAAAAAGAACAGGACGCAGAGGGUUGACGUUGAAAUUGGAAGGUUAGCAAUUAACUAAUUGAGAAUGGGAAAGCAAAUGACAAGGCAAUCAAGGAGCGGGCUUACAUAGUAUAUCCCUUGGGUUGACGCUGCGAUUGGAAGGUUAGCAAUUAACUAAUUGAGAAUGAGAAAACAAAUGACAAGGCAAUCAAGGCUUGGACUUACAUAUUAUAUCCCUUGGUAUCCAUUAGCUUUAUGUAGAUAAUCUGUUGACUGUACUUGGAUAUUGCUGAUAGUGGUGCCCUUAUGUGUAUGGUUUGGAACAUAUUACAACUUCCUGACUUCAGUUUUUCUUGUUAAACGCCUUAAAAUUUUAAUACUACAGUGGUGGGGGUUUUAUCUUUUA
Messenger RNA from Macadamia integrifolia, 1557 nucleotides. RefSeq names its product F-box protein CPR1-like. The transcript has 5 exons. Lineage: Eukaryota; Viridiplantae; Streptophyta; Magnoliopsida; Proteales; Proteaceae. Bases 1 to 1230 code for a protein of 409 amino acids. The record is from RefSeq and is a predicted model, not a curated record. Gene Ontology annotation, molecular function: protein binding.